CAACACAAAAUACAUGACAUAAAAUACGAAUUAGCAGGUCAUCUUUAAUAACUAUCAUUAAUAAUUCUAAGCUACUUAAUACAGAAACUUCGCUGGUCGAGAGGUAACUACAUUAUGUGGACGUCAUCACAGGAAAACUUUAAAUCACACGAUAAUGAAAGCUGAAGCGUUUUUUUCUUGGAGCACCGGAACUGGGAAUAAUUUGCAUAGUUUUCACUCUUUCGUCACAUUUUUGAUGUAAUUGAGCGUCGUAUUCAUGGCUGUAUGGAAUGUCGAUAGUGUUGGCUUCUUGGUAGUCGUUGUGAUUCUGGGCUUUGUGUCCAUUAUAGGCGUUAUGGGCAAUGGCCUGGUGCUAGCCAUUAUUGCAAUUGUCCGUAGAAGUGGUUUCAAGUCUACCGUCCAGCUCUUUAUCGUUCAUCUUGCCAUUUCAGAUUUAUUUGUGUGCAUUCUUUGUAUACCAAUGACCAUAUUUAGCAAUUUCCAUUAUCCAAUCAACGAUGGUAUUGGAGGUAUUGUGCUAUGCAAGAUUGUUCGCUUUGUCCAGUUCGUUGCUCCAACUAUCUCUAUCUCGAUCCUGACUGUCAUUAGUAUCGAUCGUUGGCUCUCAAUAGCAAGACCUAUCCUUUCAAAGGCGCCGAGAAUGUGCAUGUUCCGCCCAUUUUGGCUUAUCACUUUUGCAUGGCUUUUCUCUACCCUCCAGUUUCUACCAACAUUCUACUUCUCUACUCUUGUACCAAUAAACAUAUCCAACACCACAGUGUUCUACUGUACACCAAUACCAAACAAAAGUUUGCCUGGAAAACUUUUCUUGAUGAUUAUUUUCCUGGCAUCAUUUGUCUUUCCUGUAAGUGCUAUGGGCGUGUUGUACACGUGUGUUGCCAGAGCAGUCUGGAAUCGUGGGGACGAUCUUUCAAUGAAAACACAGCAUGACAACACCUCUAAGUAUAUGCAAGACUCCAAGAAGAAAGUAACGCGUACGCUGUUGAUCGUUGUGGCAGUGUUCUUAAUAUGCUGGACGCCAUUUGUUGUUUACACAGGUUUCCUUGAGGAUCGUUUGAAAGGUUUUCCUAAUCCUAUGGAUGCAGUGAGGCUGGGGCUGUACGGUCUUGGCCUUUUUAAUUCCGUCUGUAAUCCGUUUAUUUACUAUUUUAACGGUGUUAACCUUAACCCCAGAGUUCUCAUUGAAAAUGAACGAAAACGUCGCAGCUCAAGUGUUUCGCCAACGUUGUAUAUCAGCAGGAUGAACAGCAUCAAAUCAGCAAGGCGUUCCACGUCUUAUUCAUCCGCUAAAGAUGAGCCCUUGGGAUCUAAGCGCAAUGCCUUUAACAGCACCUGUCCUUCCAUGUCCCCAGACGAUGACGUAGUGUUUAUAUUUACACCUGAUGACGAAAGAACGACUUACAAAGUCACCCAUGUUUAACACGAUACAAAGAAAUGCGGGAUCACAAAAACUACUCAAAAACAUAAGGCUGACAAAAGUAGUUUUACGAACGAUAGUAAGAGAGCCUGAAAAACAUAAGGCUGUC
This is a messenger RNA of Exaiptasia diaphana, 1526 nucleotides long. Its product is annotated as allatostatin-A receptor. The coding region runs from base 257 to 1420 and encodes 387 amino acids. The transcript is spliced from 3 exons. NCBI's taxonomy places the organism in Eukaryota, Metazoa, Cnidaria, Anthozoa, Actiniaria, Aiptasiidae. Gene Ontology annotation, biological process: neuropeptide signaling pathway. Gene Ontology annotation, molecular function: G protein-coupled peptide receptor activity. The record is from RefSeq and is a predicted model, not a curated record. Gene Ontology annotation, cellular component: membrane.